GGCCCGCGUCCACUGACCACCAUCCCCGUUCUCUAGGCCCUUUCUGAUAGGUAAGAGGCCGUUUUCAUUAUAUAGGGUGCACUAGGUUGGUCCAGAGACCCCAUAGUCGUGAGCCAUUGAAGAUUAAUGACUUCCUUUGUUCUGGAUGCGUCGUUCGGGAUUUGGAUGCAACCUGCUAACGGAUCGCAUCUGUAGAUGGCUCGGACAUCAAGGUUAACAGCUGAAGCCAAAGCGCGUCCCAGACAGCCUAAAUUGUCCAAGCAGCCCAGACCGCAGCCUAAACACCCGAAAAAGUCCAAGCAACCGAAACAGUCCAAACAGUCCCUACAUUCCGAAAAGCCCAAACGGUCUAAGAAGACACCCAAACUUAGGGCUUCCAUCACACCUGGCACCAUCCUUAUUCUCCUUGCUGGUCGAUUUCGUGGCAAACGGGUCGUCUUCCUGAAGCAGCUAGAGUCCGGUCUCCUGCUCAUUACUGGACCAUUCAAAAUCAAUGGAGUCCCUCUGCGACGUGUAAACCAGGCUUAUGUCAUUGCUACGUCGACGAAGGUUGAGAUUGACUCUUCGAUUACGGACAAAUUCACCGAUGCGUACUUCGCCAAGGAUCCUGCAAAGAAGCAAUCGGCCGAGGAAGAGUUCUUCGAGAAUGGGAAACCAAAGCCAAAGGAACCCAUUCCGGAGGCCAAGGCCGUUGAUCAGAAGGAGUUAGACAAUGUUGUAGUUGCGGCCGUAAACAAGCAGGAGUUAUUGUCGAAAUACCUCAAAUCCUCAUGGGGCUUAGGCAAAGGGGAAUUCCCCCACAAGCUCGUCUUCUGAUGGGUGCGGGUAUUUCUUAGUUCGUUGUCUAUGGUCCUCAUGCUGUUCAUGCCCUUCGACUACUCAUGCCGGAAUAUGAAUUGGCUUCAUGCCUUCACAAUCCAUUUUUUAUUCUUCCCUACUUUGACUGGGAUUCACUUUAAUCAGGCGAAUCGAACAAGCAGUUUCAAUUCGGCUG
Cantharellus anzutake is the source of this 994-nucleotide messenger RNA. Its product is annotated as ribosomal protein L6e-domain-containing protein. The record is from RefSeq and is a predicted model, not a curated record. Gene Ontology annotation, molecular function: structural constituent of ribosome; RNA binding. The coding region runs from base 196 to 816 and encodes 206 amino acids. Gene Ontology annotation, cellular component: cytosolic large ribosomal subunit; ribosome. Gene Ontology annotation, biological process: ribosomal large subunit assembly; cytoplasmic translation. Lineage: Eukaryota; Fungi; Basidiomycota; Agaricomycetes; Cantharellales; Hydnaceae. The transcript has 2 exons.